AUUACACAAGGCUACAUCGUCAACAACGUCUCGAAUCACCAGCAUUCUCGAAUUAACAGAAAAUGUUUCAAGCAAGUUUCAGUAAUUUUGAAGUAAUUUACAUAUAAUAAUUGAAAUUAAACUUCAAACACGACUUAAAGUGAGACGGAUUUGAGUUGUCAGAGUCGAUUAGCUGGUGUUGGCAGCACCGGUUUGAUCCAAUAUUUUAUCUACAGUCAACAUGGCUGAACCAGAAUUAAAUGUUGAUAACCUUAUACAGAGAUUAUUGGAAGGGUUUAAAAGUCAACGAGAGUUACAAGAAAAUAAGGACCCCAAGAAGAAAUCUAAAAUCAAAGAUAUAUUUAUAUCUUCAGAACUGAGAGGAUGUCGUCCAGGAAAGUCAGUGAACAUGACAGAAGCGGAAGUACGGAGUUUGUGUCUCAAGUCUCGGGAGAUUUUCCUUCAACAACCUAUAUUGCUGGAACUUGAGGCUCCACUGAAGAUAUGUGGAGAUAUCCACGGUCAGUACACCGAUUUGCUACGACUGUUCGAAUAUGGAGGUUUUCCACCUGAAGCGAACUAUCUCUUCCUCGGCGAUUACGUCGAUCGCGGCAAACAGUCCCUUGAAACGAUCUGUCUUUUGCUUGCUUACAAAAUCAAAUAUCCGGAAAACUUUUUUCUGCUGCGAGGUAAUCACGAGUGUGCCUCUAUAAACAGGAUCUACGGUUUCUAUGACGAGUGCAAGAGAAGGUACAACAUUAAACUAUGGAAAACAUUUACUGACUGCUUCAAUUGCCUGCCAAUCGCGGCUAUUAUUGACGAGAAGAUUUUUUGUUGUCACGGCGGUCUCAGUCCUGAUCUCCAAGGUAUGGAGCAGAUCCGCCGCAUCAUGAGACCCACCGACGUACCAGACACAGGAUUGCUGUGCGAUCUGCUGUGGUCCGAUCCCGACAAGGAUGUGCAGGGUUGGGGCGAGAACGACCGCGGCGUCUCGUUCACUUUUGGCGCAGAUGUCGUCGGUAAAUUCCUCAACCGUCAUGAUCUUGACCUGAUAUGUCGUGCACAUCAAGUAGUAGAAGACGGCUACGAGUUCUUCGCCAAACGUCAAUUGGUCACGUUGUUUUCAGCGCCCAAUUACUGUGGCGAAUUCGAUAAUGCCGGCGGUAUGAUGUCGGUUGACGAGACACUUAUGUGUUCGUUCCAAAUUUUGAAACCAUCAGAAAAGAAAGCGAAAUACCAGUACCAAGGAACUAAUUCCGGUCGUCCGCAAACGCCGCAGAAGACCACGGCAAACAAAAAAUAGAGUGAAUAGAUUUAUACCAUUUAUUUCCUAAUUUUAAUUUUGUCGAUGCAUUUUUAAGAACAGUGUAUUCUCUUAAAUACUAUUACAAAAUAACAGUCGGUCUAUUGAGUGCAAAAUGAAAGAGUAUUGUAUAUUAUUUAAACUUUUAUUAUAAUUUUAUGAAUUGACUGAUUAUACACUUAUUCUAUCAAUGACUGACUGAAGAGUCAUAUUAAUUUUAUUAAAACGUAUCUUUGAAUUUUCGUUUUUGUGUCUACAAGGGCAUAUCUAACUGACAGUAUUAAUUGUUUAUUGCAAUAAAAUAAUUUACGGCACUGAAUUCAAAAAUGACGUUAAGUAUGCCCUUUUAGCUAGCGUGUUUGCUUGCAUUUAGUCUCUGAGAGAAAGAACCGCUGGACAAACUUAUAACAAUUGUUAAUCUUAUUUAUUUAUUUAUUUUUGUUAUAUUAUGAACAUUAUUGAUUUUUGGUGCCUUUAGAUAUGUCGAAGAAAGCGUAAUAAUUAUUUUUGACUAUUAAACAACGACAAUUAAACUUAUAUUUAUAUAGCUCUCUGACAAUCCUUUAUUUCAUUGGCGAUUUUCUUUGGAGUUAAAAACAGUUUGUCCAUGGCGGUUUUUUCCAAUUUGAGCAUUUAAUCGUGCAUCCUAUUAUAGACGGCCAAAGAGUUCGUGAUUCGGCAUGAUAAAUCUAAAACACCACAAAAAUAUUUAAUGUAUUCACAGUUGUUUCGAAAUCGUAACUAUGAAUUGGUUUUUUACCAUUCUUAAUAUUGAAUCUCACCUUUUUAUUCACGAGAACGGUAUAGAUCUAUAUUUUAUAUAAGUUCUGGCGUUCUUUAAUUUUAUUACCUUGUUUUAAGAACAGAGUUUUAUUAAACAGAAUAUUGUACUUUCAGUAUAAAUAAAUAUAUAUUACUAAUG
Aethina tumida (small hive beetle) is the source of this 2204-nucleotide messenger RNA. RefSeq names its product serine/threonine-protein phosphatase PP1-beta catalytic subunit. Gene Ontology annotation, molecular function: protein serine/threonine phosphatase activity. The coding region runs from base 221 to 1282 and encodes 353 amino acids. Lineage: Eukaryota; Metazoa; Arthropoda; Insecta; Coleoptera; Nitidulidae. Gene Ontology annotation, cellular component: nucleus; cytoplasm. The record is from RefSeq and is a predicted model, not a curated record. The transcript is spliced from 7 exons.